Messenger RNA from Oryza brachyantha (malo sina), 1701 nucleotides. Its product is annotated as dolichyl-phosphate beta-glucosyltransferase. Lineage: Eukaryota; Viridiplantae; Streptophyta; Magnoliopsida; Poales; Poaceae. Bases 360 to 1412 code for a protein of 350 amino acids. The transcript is spliced from 12 exons. The record is from RefSeq and is a predicted model, not a curated record. Gene Ontology annotation, cellular component: endoplasmic reticulum membrane.
CCCCCUCUCGCCCUCGAUCGGCUCGCGAGUUCGCCCGCCCGCCCGGCGCGCGCCUGCGCCGAUCCCCAUCCCGCGAGACGGGAGCAGCGCCGCCGCCCCCGCUGCUUCCGCCGACCCGCCGGUAGGACUCUCAAUCGGGUGCCGCCUCCUACUGACGCCCUCCAUUCAUCGCCGCCUUCCAUCCCGCCGCCGCCUCCUCCACGCCUCACCUCCAACGCCGCCCUACCAUCCACCGCCGCCCUGCCGUCUCGCCUCCACCGGGUGCCGCCCCCUCUACGCCUCACCUCCGUCGCCACAGGCCUACCAGCCGCCGCCUCAACCGGGUGUCGUCGCCUCCUCUACGGCAUCCCUCUGUCGCGAUGGCGGCCGCCGUCUGGCCGCUCUCCCCCGUCGCCGACCUCCUCCCCGCCUCCCUUUCGCUGACCCUCCUCGUCUCCCUCGUGGUCGCCCUGGUGCUAAGCGCCGCUGCCUUCUUCUUCGAGCACAUCCGGAAGAUCGGAUGCAUGCACUCGCUGGAGAGGACCACAGUCUUGUCCACCUUCUUCGAGGACCCCAAUUCGCUCAACAAGGUUCCUUGCCCAUCAAUUUACGAUCCUGCUGAGAAGUACAUUUCGUUGAUCAUCCCCGCUUAUAACGAGGAGCACCGGCUUCCUGAGGCUCUUUCGGAAACACUCAACUAUCUGAAACAACGUUCAGCUGCUGAGAAGUCAUUUACUUAUGAGGUCUUGAUUGUUGAUGAUGGAAGUACUGAUCAUACCUCCAAAGUUGCCUUUGAGUUUGUACGGAAACACAAAAUUGAUAAUGUUAGAGUUCUUCUACUCGGAAGAAACCAUGGUAAAGGUGAAGCAGUUAGAAAAGGCAUGCUCCAUUCGCGUGGUGAACUAUUACUCAUGCUUGACGCUGACGGGGCAACUAAGGUUACUGAUUUGGAAAAGCUUGAAGCUCAGGUUUGUGCAUUGGCUAAAAAAACCGAGUCCAGCACAGCUACAUCUGCUAGUUCAUCUCAGAGACUAUCUGAUGCUGAAAUUGCUGUUUUUGGUUCCCGUGCUCAUCUGGAGAAGCAGGCUCUUGCCACAAGGAAAUGGUAUCGGAAUUUUCUUAUGAAAGGUUUCCACCUGAUAGUUUUAUUGACCGCUGGUCCUGGGAUCAGAGAUACACAGUGCGGCUUCAAGAUGUUUACACGAGCUGCUGCAAGGAAACUUUUUACAAAUAUCAGAUUGAAGAGGUGGUGCUUCGAUGUUGAGCUUGUCUACCUAUGCAAACACCUCCGGAUCCCCAUGGCUGAAGUAUCUGUAAACUGGACUGAAAUACCUGGAUCCAAAGUGCGUAUGACAAGCAUCCUGCAUAUGGUAUUUGAGCUCCUGCUGAUCAAAGUAGGUUAUGGACUGGGCAUAUGGAAAAUCUACUCAUAGACCAUAUGCACUGUGUGCUGACAAUCACCAUAGCUUAUCAUCACUGGACUGUACACCAAGCCUAGGCUCACAUGUAAAAUUUUUCCAAGAUUUUUACCUAGAGAGAAUCCAUUUGUGGCAAUCAUAAAUCAUAGAGUUUAACAAACAUAGAUCACAUAUAUUGUUCCUUCUGAUAAGUUCUUUAAUCCUUUUCCAUUUUUGAUGCUUGAUUCUGAUGGGGUUGUCUUGUUCUAAAAAUUUUGGCUUCAAGCAGUAACUGUGUGUGGCACACCGUCAUAAAUUACCUUCU